AUAAUAUAAUACAGAAGAGAAGAGAAGAGAACAGAGCAUUCAUGCAAGAAAAUCCAAAAUUACACCUUCAAUUCUUCCAUUCCAUCCGUCGAAACCUUAGCUAUCACCUUAACACGUGCACUUCAACCAUUACAUGCACAUAAUCAUCUUCAUUUUCAUCUUAAUCUAUACCUUCUAACUCAUCACACUAUUUUUCUAACUCUUCUUCUUCUUCCCUAUUUAUUUUUUUCUUUUUCCAAACACACCAAAUCUCCUUUAACUUCUUUCUCUCUCUCUCUCUCUGUUUUUUAUUUUUUAUUUUUUUUUUAAAAAAAAAAGAAAAAGAAAAAGAAGAAAGAAAUGGAUGCAGUUAACUCUAUGCUGAAUUGGGUGGUACCUCCGGCGAGUAUGGUGAUGAUGGCGUGUGCUUGGCCAGCUCUAUGCUUUAUCAGUGCUUGUGAAUGGGUUUACAGUUCUUUCAACGAAGAGAAUAUGGAUGAUAAAGUUGUCAUUAUCACUGGAGCUUCUUCUGGAAUUGGGGAGCAAAUUGCAUACGAGUAUGCAAAAAGAGGGGCAAAUCUUGUAUUAGUUGCAAGAAGAGAGAAUAGACUGAGAGGUAUAAGUGAGAAUGCACGGCUUAUUGGGGCAAAGCAUGUGAUGAUUAUAGCUGCAGAUGUUGUCAAAGAAGAUGAUUGCAGAAGAUUUGUCAAUGCAACCAUCAACUUACAUGGCCAUGUGGAUCAUCUAGUGAACACAGUAAGUUUAGGUCAUACCUUUUACUUGGAAGAAGUUACUGAUACAUCUGUCUUUCCCCACUUGCUGGACAUUAACUUUUGGGGAAAUGUUUAUCCAACAUUUGUGGCUCUUCCUUACUUAUACCAAAGCAAUGGUCGAGUCAUAGUUAAUGCCUCAGUAGAGAACUGGUUACCUCUGCCUAGAAUGAGCUUAUAUGCUGCGGCGAAGGCAGCUCUAAUAAACUUCUACGAGACACUGAGAUUCGAAGUAAAAGACGAGGUGGGAAUAACAAUCGCGACACAUGGUUGGAUCGGGAGCGAAAUAAGUGGUGGCAAAUUCAUGCUAGAAGAAGGUGCUGAGAUGCAAUGGAAGGAAGAAAGAGAGGUACAUGUUGUUGGUGGUCCAGUGGAGAAAUUUGCAAAGUUGAUAGUUUCUGGGGCAUGUAAAGGAGAUCCAUAUGUAAAAUUUCCAAGUUGGUAUGACAUAUUCCUACUAUACAGGGUGUUUGCACCAAAGAUUCUGAAUUGGACUUUUCGAUUGCUUCUGUCUCCAAAUGGUACUAAGAGAAGUACUUCACUAGUGGGGACUGGUAGGCCUUAUGUUGCUCCAACCGAAAGGGCUUUCACAUUAGAAGGCACAUCUCCUAGGAAGACUCUCACCACAGCCACAGGGGUACCCCUUACCUUCUCUCCUCUCAGUCCUCCUCACCAGCUAAAAUAUGAAUAAUAAUAUUAUAUCUAUCUAUGUAUCUAUGUAUGUAUGUAUAUGGUAGUAUUCUCUUAUUUUAUGUUUUGUUUGUUUAAAAUUUUAUAUUUUGUCUUUUAAGUCUUUCUUAAUUCCUGAAUUUCUCACUCUCUUUCCUCACACUCUUGUUCAAUAAAGACUCAUUAAAAUACUUGAGCUAUAUAUUCUGGGUGAGUUUGUGUCA
Cannabis sativa is the source of this 1642-nucleotide messenger RNA. Its product is annotated as 11-beta-hydroxysteroid dehydrogenase B. The record is from RefSeq and is a predicted model, not a curated record. NCBI's taxonomy places the organism in Eukaryota, Viridiplantae, Streptophyta, Magnoliopsida, Rosales, Cannabaceae. The transcript has 6 exons. The coding region runs from base 340 to 1440 and encodes 366 amino acids. Gene Ontology annotation, molecular function: oxidoreductase activity.